Molecule: messenger RNA, 1137 nt
Organism: Nicotiana tabacum (common tobacco)
Lineage: Eukaryota; Viridiplantae; Streptophyta; Magnoliopsida; Solanales; Solanaceae
Source: RefSeq, a predicted model, not a curated record
AUGGCACCCAAUGACUUGCGAAGUCCCCUUUCGCGUCGACCAGAUCAUGGUUUCGUUGCAAAUAUAUCUAUUGGUGAGCCUGCCGUCUACCAGCUUGUACUAAUAGACACGGGUAGCAACAUAUUCUGGAUUCAAUGCUACCCAUGCCAAAAAUGUGGAGAUCAAAACCAAAUUCCUCAUUACGAUGUUGACAAAUCAUCAACAUAUUCCAAAGUUUCUUGCGACUCUUGGAUGUGUCGCGAGUUCGAUGGGCAAUGUAAUGAAUGGCUUGAGUGCAUAUACAUAUCGGCAUAUAUAGAUUACACUUGGUCUAGAGGAAUUGUUAGUGAUGACACUCUUCAUUUCAUUACCUCCGAUAACGAGGUGGAGAGUGUUCCUAAUGUAGCUUUUGGGUGCGGAACAUAUAAUUAUGGAGAUGAAUUCGGGUACGAGUACAGUGGGAUACUUGGUUUAGGGCCAAGUAAAGCAUCGGUAAUGACACAAAUCGGAUACCAAUUUUCCUAUUGUAUUGGGCAUAUCAAGGACAUUAAUGAUUCAUACAGUCACCUCAUCAUAGGUGACGAGGCGAGGUUAGAGGGGGAUUCAACACCCUUGGAAAUCUUUAAUAGCUCAUAUUAUGCUAUGUUGGAUGGGAUUCGCAUGGGAGAAAAACUUAUAGCAGACAAAAAGGUGUUUUCUUCUCAACCUAAGGACGGAGGAGGAGUUUUAUUUGACACGGGAAGUCCAGUAACCUAUUUGCAUAAAGAAGCUUUAGAGCUAUUAAGUGCGGAGAUAAAAAGUUAUAUGAAAGCUGGAAACAUUCAACAGGUUCCGGAAAUUAAAACCGGCGGCCUGUUAUGCUUUGAGGGCCGUGUCUCGGAAGAUUUAGAAAACUUUACCGAGGUCAUAUUUCACUUUAGUGGAGGUGCCGAUUUAGCUGUGGGACCAGAUGCUCUAUUUGACCAAUCUCGCCAAAGGGUUUUUUGCAUGACUAUUUUGCCAACCUCGGCAAAUAUGUCUAUUCUAGAUCAUGAAGCAGAAAAUCUCACAAUUAUAGGCAUAUCAGCAAUGCAAGACUAUAAUUUCGGGUUUGACAUAAAGGAAAAACUUGUGUACAUAGAGGAUGUUGACUGUAAGACGCUAUCAGAUUAUGACUGA